This is a messenger RNA of Lytechinus variegatus (green sea urchin), 4098 nucleotides long. Its product is annotated as E3 ubiquitin-protein ligase LRSAM1-like. Bases 537 to 2828 code for a protein of 763 amino acids. Gene Ontology annotation, molecular function: protein binding. The transcript is spliced from 22 exons. The record is from RefSeq and is a predicted model, not a curated record. NCBI's taxonomy places the organism in Eukaryota, Metazoa, Echinodermata, Echinoidea, Temnopleuroida, Toxopneustidae.
CAUCUUCGAGAAUUUAUCGUUUACGUAAUUAUCGGCGAGCUGAAAUUGACUCGGAAAAUAGAGAUGACAUCAUCGAACGUAAAAAUCAUUGGUAAAAAUAAACAGACUACAACAACAACAAUAAGUGCAAAAUUGCAGGUGACAUUUGAUUUGGUAACGUCGUAGUAUGUUUAACGAAUAUGAAUCUUUAAAAAACCGAUACAAUUUUCAGAGUAUUAGAUGGCUGAAUGUGAAGCUGUGAAACCUAAGCCGAGCGUGCACCAGUCGAUCACCAUGGAAUUUUGAGAUCGCGAUACCAGCGAAACCCUUGACCUACUUUAUAAUUCCGUCAAGCGAAUUCGACUUUGGGAUCUUGCCUUCUGUCUGGUCCCCCACUAAUCCCUGAUCCUACCCUUGUAAUUCCAGACCAGCUUUGAUCAUUAAACUUGUUGAUAUCAAGUCGCUUAGGAUAAUCUAAGAAACCCCGCAAGACUUACAAGGAGGAGGAGGAGGAAGAAUCACCAAGGAGGAGUGAGACCCACUCCACACCCACCAAGAUGCCUUUCUUUAAGAAAAAACCUACAGAACCAAAACAAAACAAAGAUGUCUGGGAGGUGGAGGUGAUGAUGCACAAACAGAGUGAUGAAGCUAGAAAGCGAAUGGAGCACUGCCAGUUCUUGGCUCAAGCUUCCCCGGAACCUGACUAUGAUUUAUCAAAAUGUGAACUUACAGAGGUGCCAGCAGGGACAUUUUCUCAGUGCAAGGUUUUUAGAAAAGAGGUUUUGAUUAUGAGUGAUAAUCUACUUUCUUCAUUGAAUGGCGGAGGCAACAUCAAGGAUCUAUCAUUACUCAGGGUUCUUGAUUUGAGGAACAACCGAUUCCCACAGUUACCCGAUGGACUAACUGAGCUAGGACAACUACAAGUCCUGGAUGUCACUGACAAUAAACUCAAACAGCUACCAAAGAAUAUCGGCAAGCUACAGGCACUACAGACACUUAAUGCAAGAGGUAAUUCUUUGAAGGAGCUUCCGGAGAGUAUGUGCCAGAUGAAGUCAUUAAGAACCCUAGAUAUUUCACAUAAUCAAGUUAGAUCAUUACCAAGGAAAUUCUGCAAUAUCAAGACACUAGAGAGCUUAACAUUGGAUGUAGUUCACAUGACCUACCCAUCACCUGAUAUAUGUCAAGAUGGAACAGAAAAUAUUAUGAAAUAUAUGUGUGCAGAAAAUGGUAUUGAGUACUCCCCACCGUCUAAACACCUCUUACCGGUGUUGAACACAUACACAAGUGCUUCAGAAACAUCAGUUUCCGCUCUACAAGCCUUGCAGCAUGAAGAGGAUCAACUGAACAGCUCUGUUCUUAAAUACGAGACCAAGAAAAACCAGAAGCAGAAUGACUUUGCCAGGUUGGAACAGGAACUAGCCCAGUUAGAGGCCCAGCAGGCCCAAAUUGCCGAGUCCUCAAACAGGAACAGGGCUCUCUUAUUACAAUCGUUAGCAAGGGAACAAGAAGAGAGUGACUCAAACAUCAGGAAUAUCCAGGAGAAAUCAGAAUGUGAAAGAAGACAGAUGAUAUCAUCAUUACAGGAAGUUGAACACAGAUCAGCAGACCUCAUCCAACAGCUACUGGAAAUGAAUGAAAAGGCCAAAAAGAAAGAAGCAUUCCUAGAUGAGAUGGAGAGGAAAAUGAUGGAAGAUGAGGAGAUGUUCAAGAUUCAAGAGGAGGAGAGGAAGUUAGUCAGAGAACAUGAUGUACUCAUAUCAAUGGAAGGAAUCCUCAGGGAAAGACACGCCCUGGAAUCAAAGAGAUUGAAAUAUGAAGAGCAUAGGGACAGUGUUACCAAACAAGCAAUGGAAUUGGAUGAAUUAGAAAUGAACAAGCUAGGAGACCAACUCAGCUCCAUCAAGCAUAACCGAGACGAGAUCUUCAAAGAACUUAUGCAAGAAGAAGAAUUUCAACGGCAAGCCUUUCAGACUCUCCUUAUCAACAAAGAUACCAGGCAUAAGAGACUUUCAGAAACGAUCUAUAUGAUCCAGCAGCAGCUGGCCGAGGUCACAAUGGCCGAGAUCGAGAAGCGUAAUAUGAAGGCCGAUUCGGCCUCGUUGGCCUUGGAGCAGAAACGAGAAGACCUUGCGGCCUUGCUCAAACAGCUUAUGAUGCAGAGGGAGGAGCGGGAGGAAGCCCUCAAACAAAGAAUGCUGGAGAUGGAGGAGCUAAGAGAAAGGACAGAACAGGACUACUGGUUGGUACAAUAUCAGAGGCUGUUGGAUAAGAAACCACAAUCACUCAUUGAUCAGGAACACAAUCUUGAACUUGCUGUGGUUGAUAUCUUACAAGAGGCUGGUGCAGAAGACUACAUCCCUAAAUUUGCAAGGCAUCGUGUUUCCAUAGAAACCAUGAUGCAGAUGGGAAUGGAAGAGUUGAGAGAGAUUGGAGUCCAUGAGGUCGGUCUCCGCAAGGCCAUCUUGACUGCCGUCCAAGGCUACGUCCAAGCCCAGACCAGAGCGAUGGAGAAAGCAGCCGCCAUCGAGAGACCGACAGAACCCUCCGCCCCACCCAUGGAGGACGGUAGCAGUAAGGGUAAGAAGGGCAAGGAGGAGGAGGAGAUGGGUGCGGCUGCAUCAUCGAGACCGGUAGAGGCGGUGGAAGCACCGGAAGGGUACACCCCUGAUGUCACAGUGAGGGUCACAACAGAGUGUGUUAUUUGCAUGGAGAAAGACUCCGAUAUGCUGUUUUUGAUGUGUGGUCAUAUCUGCUGCUGUGUCAAAUGCUCCCAACCACUGUUCAAGUGCCCACUGUGUCGUGGAGACAUCACCUCAAAGAUCAUCGUAGGAAACUCGCCAGUUGGAUGAAAUUGGUUGGAUUCUGGUCAUAGCAAAUCAUAUUUAUAUAUUUUUCAUCUGUUUUUUUUUGGUGAAAAAAUUGCCCCGUCAUUUUUAUGUAUAUGAAUUAAUAUUUCAUGUGACUUUGAACAAAUUGUCUUAUCGAGUCAUGAGAUUGCUCAUCUACAUGUAUCAUGACUUGUUUUUUUUUAUAUUCUAUAAAUUAUGUCUACAUGCAUUUUAUAUACAACUGUGUAUGUAAUUUGUUUUUACUAGACAAAUUGAAAGUCAUCAUUACUUUGAGUUAUGCCAGACAUAUGGAAGCCUUCACAGUGCAAGUCUCAUCUCUAUGUUGAAAAUAUUUUUUAAUCUGCACAAAUCAUACUUUUCAUGUAUGAAUAAUUUUUUUUUACCACAAUUGAAUUGAAUUUCAGCGGUAUACAUCUACUGGACAUUGCAUUUUUUUUAUAUAGCAAUUGUGAUGCAUGUAUAUAUCUACAUAUUUGCGCACACAAUAUAAACAGUGCGUAGGAUCAGUAUUUGUAUAAUACUAUUUAACAUUUUCACGACUAGGGGCCUAUUCUCAUCCAUAUUUAUUUCCUUUGUCAGCUUUAUGUGCAUAUCCCCCUCUAAAGGAGAGAAUUUAUGAUAUUUCUAUAUUUUUCUUCUUCACUUGGCCUUUUUGCUAUCUCUAUGUACGAUGAAAGUGGAGUUAUUCAUAACAGAGUGCAUUACACCAGUAGGCCUAUUUGGAGGUGCUAUUUGGGGGCAUCAUGGUCUAGUGGUUACAACUCUUGUCUUUCAAUCAGAGGGACGUGGGUUCAAAUCCCAGCCAUGGCGUGUUUUCCUCCAGCCCACAUUGUGCUGCACACCCAUGUGAGGUGAAUGGGUACCCGGCAGAAUUAAUUACUUGAAGGCACUGAGAGCUGGAAGGCAACUCAAGUUAUAGGUGGGGUAAUGAUAAUAACAAUACGCCUAGUAAUAAAUUGUUACCAGAUAGUGCUAGAUAAAUACCUUUUAUUAUUAUUGUUAUUAGUUUUAAAACAGAAAGCCUGUUUUCAGAUCAUGGUACAUGUUCAUUAUGUUUCAAAAGUGUAUUAUUUUUCUCACUUAAAUGAUAUCUCAUACUGAAUGUAUGGUAUCUAAUUUGUUUUUCUUGUUAUUUUUAGAAUAUGUUUUUAAAGUUCCAUGGCAGAAAAUAAAAUCAGCAUACUGUAGAAUAAUAAGAAAAUCUAACAUAUCUUUGGCUUUGACCUCCCUCAAAUGCACUGGCAUUCAGAUGGGGGGGGGGGGGCUUGAC